This is a messenger RNA of Phasianus colchicus (ring-necked pheasant), 2928 nucleotides long. RefSeq names its product THAP domain containing 11 (gene THAP11). The record is from RefSeq and is a predicted model, not a curated record. Lineage: Eukaryota; Metazoa; Chordata; Aves; Galliformes; Phasianidae. Gene Ontology annotation, molecular function: RNA polymerase II cis-regulatory region sequence-specific DNA binding. Gene Ontology annotation, biological process: regulation of transcription by RNA polymerase II. Gene Ontology annotation, cellular component: nucleoplasm.
UUCCGGCGCGGCGUUGAGGCGGCGCUCGGCCUCCCGUUCCCCGCGCUGCAUUGUGGGCCGCGUAGUUCCGGUGCGGCCCGGGCGGGCGGCGUCGGCGAGUGGCGAGAGGCCGCGGUUGGCCUUGUGGGAGCUGUAGUCCGGCGGGGGGCCCGCGUCCGCGCCCCGAGGGACCCCCGCCAUGCCGGGCUUCACCUGCUGCGUGCCGGGCUGCUACAACAACUCGCACCGCGACAAGGCGCUGCACUUCUACACCUUCCCCAAGGACGAGGAGCUGAGGCGCCUCUGGCUGAAGAACGUCUCCCGGGCGGGCGUCAGCGGCUGCUUCAGCACCUUCCAGCCCACCACCGGCCACCGGGUCUGCAGCGAGCACUUCCAGGGCGGCCGCAAGUCCUACCUGGUGCGGGUGCCCACCAUUUUCCCGCUGCGCGGCGUCAACGAGCGCAAAGCAGCGCGGGCCGCCCGCCGCCCCCGCCCCGCCGCCGCCGCCGCCGCCACAGCCGUCGUCGUCGCCCCGCAGGGCCCCGGCCCCGCCGCCGAGGCCCCGGUAGGGGGCGCGGCCGAGGACGUGAAGCCCAUCGACCUGACGGUGCAGGUGGAGCUCGGGGCCGCCGCUGCCGGGCCCAGCCCCUGCUGGUUGCCGGUAGGUCAGGAAGGCCCCGUGGAAGGCGGCCCGCCGGACCAUUCGUACUCCUUGUCGUCCGGCACCACGUCGGAGGAGCUGCUGAGGAAGCUGAACGAGCAACGUGACAUCAUCGCUCUGCUGGAGGUAAAGAUGAAGGAGAUGAAGGGCAGCAUCCGCCGCCUGCGUCUGGCCGAGGCCCAGCUCCGCGAGGAGAUCCGAGAGAAGGACCGGCUGCUCCACGCCGCCAGCGUCGGGGCCCGAAAGCGCCACGGCCUCUGAGGGUGGCCGACGCCUCCCGGGGCAUGGCCAGGCCCUGCUUGAACGCUGAGCCUCCAUCACCCCGGGACAGGGCCGCCACGAGCUGUGGCCCCGCUCACCCACAUGCAAACCCACCGGAUUCAGGAGAUGCCGAGGAACGCUGUUACAAACACAGCGACCUCUUAGAGACACCUCUGGCCUACGCCAAAUCCGCUGGCAUUGUCUGUGUAGUUUGAAAUUGUUCUCAUUUAGGGCGUUGGGACCCCGUGUCACCACUAAGUGGAUGUAGGGUGUUGGUUUUCAGCAAAUAAACUGCGCUGAGUUGAGGUGGCAGGAACGCUACCCCCUGGAGAAGGCACGUCUGAAAGCAUGGUUGCCACUGUAUCCAUCAUAGGAACAAACAGCGAUGUUUUGCUUGGCCUUGCUUAGCAAAGGCAUGAGGAAAGCUUUAGAAAACCCUCUCAGGGUGAUGUGUUUCUUCAGUAAAUUACUGAUGCCAUAAAAGACUGCCAUUUCUAAUAUAAAAGAAUCCCAAAAUUUAUGAGUGCUCAUAUAGGCUUGGCUUUCUCAGCAGUACAUACAUAUUUGUUACAGUUGUCUCUGCUCUCAACACUAGCAAGGAUUGUGACCUGGUACAAAGAACCUGGUGGCAUUUGAUGUCUGUAGUUUAUCCCAGUGGCUUAAGAACUCCCUCUCGUGAAACACAGGCUUUGUAACAUGUUGGAAUUUAAAUCCUUGGCUUUCGUUCAGCGAACUGGGGUGAAGCCAAAGUGAAGCAAAUGUAUCUGCAGUGGUUGCAAACCCUUGCUGUCUAAUUCUAACCUAGUUGGCAUGACUAAUAAUCUGUACCUUAGGUAAGAUCUUAAUGAAAUGUGCUUGCGUGUUUUAAACCAAGAUUUAAAAGUAUUGUAACAAAUUUACGUGGAAUGAUCGUGUAGUUUCUGUUUCUAGCCAGCAUUAGUCCCCUCACAUUCAGCAACAGGAAACCAAAUGGAAGUUGGCCAGAAGGUUGUGGAAUGAGGGGUGUGAGGUGAUGAGCUUGGACUGAGCCAUGGAACGGAGCCCUUGGUGCUUUCCAGGAGGAAGGCAUUUGAUGUGCCACUCUGACUCCAUCUCCAUGCGUACUUGGGUUGGGGGGGGGACGCAGGUUGACCAUUAUGUGUGUUGGAAACAAAAGGCAGUUCACCACAGUGUGCCCAUAAUUACUUUUGAGGGAGUGCCCAGGUGGCUUCUGGGUCUGUAAGAUCAUCUUCCUGUACUUGGAAUGUGUUACACUUAGUAGGUCGAGAUGUCGAUUUUACUACAUUUUAUAUAAGUAUUUUCUAAAUGUAAAAAGUAUCUUUGGUUUGAAAAUAUUGUAAUCUUUGUAACGCUGGCUGACAUAGCUUUCCAACCGUGGGUUUCAAUGCCCUCUGUAGGAGGGAACAAAAGGGCACAUUGGCAUCUGUUAGCUGGAGGUUUAUCUGUUGAUCAUGUAGCCAGUUCAGCUGAAGGCAUUGGUUGUCAGAGCCUGCUAUGUGAUGCAUGGGUCAUUUCUUUAUUGCUGUGUGUACUGAGUUGGAUGGUUGACUGUGAGGAUACUACAGGUCUAUUCAUGUACUAAGUAUUUCCUGUUAUUUUCAUUUUAAUUUAUUUUCUCUGAUAUGUAGCUCUAACUUCAGCUCUGCAGUGUACUGAUUUUCCUGCAAGUCAAGUAAGCAGCAAGUUUGUUUUGUUUUUUGGGGGGGAAGGGGUGGUAGGGAAAGCAGAUACCUGCUACCCUAUCUGAUUUAGCAUAUGUAAUUGGUCCAGCAGAUCUAUGCUCCCAUCAAGACAAUAGGCAGCACAACGUCUCUCCUUACAAACGAGACCAUUUGUGCAUCCUAGCUUCUUGAGAACACACUCGUUUUAACAGUCAUGGUACUUUUUUUACCAUUGGAAUGCACUUCAGGAUGUUCAGCCACUUAGCCCGCUGGACUGGUUAACUGCUGGACUGUUCGAUUUCUCCAGGUUACACUGAGGUGCUAACAUGCUUAAUUUUAAUAAAGUAUAUUUUGUUUUGUUUCCUG